GCGCGCAUGCGCAGAUCUUUCCGUCUUUUGUUGGAAGGGAAUGACUGGCGUUUUCAAUGCUCUCUGCUACAGCAUCGCAACAUUUAUAGGCGAAUCUUCUUAAUACAACACAGUGUGUGGAUACAACUCUGGAAGAGGAUUUGGCGAUCCAAGACGGUGUCCUGAAGCGGUCGAUUGUGUGAUCAGAGCGUCUGGAAUCCUCUUCGAUUAACCCAUCAUGGCUGAUCUUGAUACUGAUUUCACCAGUGGAGAUGCUGGGGCUUCUCUAACAUUCCCCAUGCAGUGCAGUGCUCUGCGUAAGAACGGCUUUGUGGUGCUAAAGGGACGUCCUUGCAAGAUUGUGGAGAUGUCUACUUCCAAGACUGGCAAGCAUGGACACGCCAAGGUGCACAUGGUUGGAAUAGACAUAUUUACUGGAAAGAAAAAUGAAGAUAUCUGUCCCUCUACCCACAACAUGGAUGUUCCUAAUAUCAAGAGACUGGACUAUCAACUGGUUGGCAUCACCGAUGGCUACCUUUCCCUGCUGAAGGAUAAUGGAGAUUUGCGUGAGGACCUCAAGCUGCCUGAGGGGGAUCUGGGCAAAGAAAUAGAGAGCAAAUUUGAAUCUGGAGAUGAAUUUCUGGUCUCUGUGUUGGCUGCCAUGGGGGAUGAGUGUCCCAUUGCCAUCAAGCCCAUGAGCUCAUAAUGAACAGAAGCUGACGGGCUGGUUGAGUGAGGGCCUCUGUACCACAAAUAUUACAUUUUAGUUCUAAAAGUCACCAAAGCCACAGCCUUCGCAAACCACCUAGAAUAAUUUCUGUUAAACAGUAAAGAUGCUGGACCUUUUGA
Molecule: messenger RNA, 828 nt
Organism: Rhinichthys klamathensis goyatoka
Lineage: Eukaryota; Metazoa; Chordata; Actinopteri; Cypriniformes; Leuciscidae
Gene: eif5a2
Product: eukaryotic translation initiation factor 5A2
Exons: 5
Coding region: 218-685 (155 amino acids)
Biological process (GO): positive regulation of translational elongation; positive regulation of translational termination
Molecular function (GO): RNA binding; ribosome binding; translation elongation factor activity
Source: RefSeq, a predicted model, not a curated record